UGUGGCGUUCCGAGAAGCGCUCGCUGUGACGCAAUAGGAACUCGUCCUUUUCGUCGCGCUACUGUGAGCGGAACAUGUCGUCUACUGGUGAACGAAGUUGAGCAGCGUAAUUAUUCCAUAUCAUCCGCGUGUGUUUGUACAUGUGCUAAGGUGCGUGUGGUGAUCAAACGGAAAGAGAGAGAGAGAGAGAGAGAGAGAAAGAAAGAAAGAAAGAAAGAAAGAAAGAGAGUACGGUGCUAAGCAUUCAGACGUACACGUGCGAAAGUGAACGCUCGUAAGUGAGAAAGAGAGAGAGAGAGCGAGAGAGAGAGAGCAAACAAGCAAGCCACCGAGCUAGCGAGCGAGCGACAGAUAGAUAAAAAGAGAGAGAGAGAGAGAAAGGUACAUAUAACAGUUGCUGCCGCACCACACGAGCUUGCUGGUUCUUCCAUUGCCGCUGAAAAGGUUUCGAACGCACCACGGCCCCGCCGCCGCCGCUUACGAGGACACGAGAGAGAGAGAGGGACAGGGAAAGACAGACACGCAGAGAGACUGAAACAUGGAGGAUAAAACGAAUGACGAUCAAUGGCCGGGCGAGUCUAAAAAUGGUCCAACUGAAGGUGAACAACCUGUGUAUGCGGGACCCCCGGGUAUGGACCCCGACGGCAUUAUCGAGUCCAACUGGGAAGUUGUUGUGGAUAACUUCGAUGAUAUGAAUUUGAAAGAAGAAUUACUUCGUGGUAUUUAUGCCUAUGGUUUUGAAAAACCAUCUGCUAUCCAACAACGUGCUAUACUCCCCUGUGUAAAAGGGCAUGAUGUUAUUGCCCAAGCACAAUCAGGUACAGGAAAAACUGCAACAUUCUCCAUUUCUAUUCUUCAGAAGAUUGAUACUUCUAUUAAUGAAUGUCAAGCUUUGAUUCUUGCACCAACUCGUGAAUUAGCUCAACAGAUUCAAAAAGUAGUUAUUGCUCUUGGUGAUUUCAUGCGUGCACAAUGUCACGCAUGCAUUGGUGGAACGAAUGUCCGUGAGGAUAUGCGCAAGUUAGACCAAGGAGUUCAUGUAGUUGUUGGUACCCCUGGAAGGGUAUAUGACAUGAUAAGUCGACGAGCAUUACGAGCAAGCAGUAUCAAACUGUUUGUUCUUGAUGAAGCCGAUGAGAUGUUAUCUCGUGGGUUCAAGGAUCAAAUUUAUGACGUCUUCAGGCUAUUACCUCAAGAGGUUCAGGUGAUUUUAUUAUCGGCUACUAUGCCGAGUGAUGUAUUAGAGGUAUCAAAGUGCUUUAUGCGUGAUCCCGUUAGAAUUUUGGUUAAGAAAGAGGAACUAACUCUUGAGGGAAUUAAGCAAUUCUUUGUCUAUGUUGAACGCGAGGAGUGGAAGUUGGAAACUCUGUGCGACUUGUAUGAUACUCUUAGUAUCACACAAGCCGUUAUUUUCUGUAAUACUCGGCGUAAAGUCGAUUGGCUUACGAAAAGCAUGCAAUUCCGUGAUUUCACUGUCUCGGCUAUGCACGGUGAUAUGGAGCAACGUGAGCGCGAUCUUAUUAUGAGACAGUUCCGUACAGGAUCUUCACGAGUACUGAUUACUACUGAUCUUCUCGCUCGUGGUAUUGAUGUUCAGCAAGUUUCUUUGGUCAUUAAUUUUGAUCUGCCUUCUAAUCGUGAAAAUUAUAUUCAUCGAAUUGGACGUGGUGGGCGUUUUGGUCGUAAAGGUGUUGCUAUCAAUUUUGUGACAUCAGAAGAUAAAAGAACACUGAAAGAUAUCGAGCAGUUUUAUAAUACUACUAUUGAGGAAAUGCCAAUGAACGUCGCCGAUUUGAUCUAAGUCCCCGACAUUUGGCUUAAAUUCAUUAUAAUAAAAAAGAAAAUAAAAGCAUCUCUAGGCGCCACUCGAAUGGGGGAGAAUAUUUUUGGAAAUAAAGACCAAAUUUCCCGAUUGAACAUACACUCGUGAAUCGAUCACCCUUCUAAAAAUCCUGUAAAUCUUAAAAUAAAUUUAUAAAAACUUGUGAGAUGUACACUUCCUCACAUUGAAGGCAACUGCAGUUGUUUUAUUGUUACUUUCUUUUUGAGAUCAUGGAAAAAAACCAGAUCGUUUUAUACUUUAUUAAUAAAAACAUGCCAAUUUAAUACGA
Molecule: messenger RNA, 2111 nt
Organism: Ceratosolen solmsi marchali
Lineage: Eukaryota; Metazoa; Arthropoda; Insecta; Hymenoptera; Agaonidae
Gene: eIF4A
Product: eukaryotic translation initiation factor 4A
Exons: 9
Coding region: 539-1801 (420 amino acids)
Molecular function (GO): RNA helicase activity; ATP binding; nucleic acid binding
Source: RefSeq, a predicted model, not a curated record